Molecule: messenger RNA, 360 nt
Organism: Gilbertella persicaria
Lineage: Eukaryota; Fungi; Mucoromycota; Mucoromycetes; Mucorales; Choanephoraceae
Exons: 2
Coding region: 23-283 (86 amino acids)
Source: RefSeq, a predicted model, not a curated record
UUUAUUAACUAAAUAACUCAAUAUGCGUUCAUCCUUAUUUUUGAUUAUUACUGCUGUACUAGCCGCCACUGUCUAUGCUUCUCCUUUACCUCAAGACGAUAGCAAGACUUUUUCACACCGAAGAAUUUCGGCUAAUCCAGAUGACUUGCUUUCUCACCAAAACUUCAAUGAAUUUAAUAUUGACAAGCAUUUUGUCCGUGGAAACAAAGAGGAAAGUGCUUUCAUAAAGAUUGAAGAAGGCAACGAAGGAUUGCUCAACGAAGCCUUUACAAAAGAGAACUAAACAUAUAGUGCUAUAACAAAUUCAAUCUCUUGAAUAAAUUUUCUUGUACAGAUGAUGUAUGAUACGGAAAAACCAAA